Messenger RNA from Spinacia oleracea (spinach), 1054 nucleotides. RefSeq names its product NAC domain-containing protein 83. The record is from RefSeq and is a predicted model, not a curated record. Lineage: Eukaryota; Viridiplantae; Streptophyta; Magnoliopsida; Caryophyllales; Amaranthaceae. The transcript is spliced from 3 exons. Bases 222 to 920 code for a protein of 232 amino acids. Gene Ontology annotation, molecular function: DNA binding. Gene Ontology annotation, biological process: regulation of DNA-templated transcription.
CCAUUAUGCAUGCACAACGUAUUACUAUAACUUAAAUGAACCUCUAUAUAUUUACUUGUCACUAAUUCUGCAUGAAGGGAGCUCGAGCUAGCUAGGUACUCCCAUCAGUUAGCUUAACCAUAUUAAUUAUAUAUCCUCGUUAAUUACUCGAUCUACUUAUAAUUAAUUAGUUGCCACAUUAAUAAAUCAAUUUAGUUAUAUAAAAAGAAAUUGGUUAUAGUAUGAAGAAGCACAAUUUUGUGAUCGAGGGGGUGAGCAGAUUGCCCCCCGGGUUCCGAUUCCAGCCAACGGACGAGGAACUUCUUUUCCAGUACUUGAGAUGUAAGAUCUUCGGUCUUCCUCUCCCUGCCUCUGUCAUUCCUGAGGUCCAUUUCUCCAACUUAGAUCCCUGGGAGUUGCCCGGUGAUUCAAAGGAAGAGAGAUAUGUCUUCACCAAAAGGGGAGCAAAACACAAGAAUGGAGAUCGAAACCACACCAGGGCAACGAAGGCAACAAACUCGGGUUAUUGGGAGGAGACCGGCUCAGAAGAACACAUGUCCCCUCCUCCAAACCAAAACUUAGGAAUGCCGAUCAAGGGCGUGAAAAAAACACUAGUAUUCAAUAUAGGGAAGUCUCCAAAUUACACUAGUCCAACUGAUUGGUUCAUGCAUGAAUAUAGCUUAGUCUAUAAAAAUCACCAAGGUACUUCAAAAAUGGAAGAUUGGGUCAUUUACCAUGUAUUUUUGAAGCAAAGGGUUGAAGAAAAUGAUGAUGCAAUUAUGUUAGACUAUGAUAAUAAUAAUGGUCAUUAUAACUUAACUUCAAAUAUUGAUCGUUACCCUUGUUGUUCUUCUUCUUCAUCGUCGUCGUCGAAUUCUUUUGCAGAAGUUUCUUCAUAUGAUUCACAGUCUGAUGAAGAAAGUAGUUAUAAUUUUCUGUAAUUUAUUUGCUAUUACUCCGUAGAAGGUUAAUUAAUUAUGUGUUAUGGAUUAUUAGGUUGUGCUUAAUUACGUACGUACCUACGUAGUUCAUGCAUUUUAUUAAAAUGUUAUAUUCUAUUAUUAUUUCUAAUUAA